Messenger RNA from Leucoraja erinaceus (little skate), 2302 nucleotides. RefSeq names its product complement component C8 alpha chain-like. Gene Ontology annotation, molecular function: protein binding. Gene Ontology annotation, cellular component: membrane attack complex. Gene Ontology annotation, biological process: immune response. NCBI's taxonomy places the organism in Eukaryota, Metazoa, Chordata, Chondrichthyes, Rajiformes, Rajidae. The record is from RefSeq and is a predicted model, not a curated record. The transcript has 11 exons. Bases 100 to 1857 code for a protein of 585 amino acids.
AAAUUGCAACAUCUCACAUUUUUGGUACAAUAACUAGUGGAUUGAACAGACUGUAAUUUUCUUAUUUUCUCAAGGCUAGUUAAUUUUUCAGCACAAAGAAUGAAUUUACUGAUGAGUUUCCUCUCAUCUUUUGCAUGCUUAUUGCUUUUUAUUAAUUUUGUCGAUUUACACCAGAUCAACAACAGUUCCGAAUAUUCCUACAUUUAUCGAUCUGGCCGAAAGAUCCGAAGUGUAGUCCCACUCGACUGUCAGCUUGGUCAGUGGGCUGCGUGGACUGAGUGUUCUCCCUGUGAAACAACAAAGUUCAGAUUUAGGAAUCUGCAGAGGCCGACCAUAUUUGGUGGUAGCCCAUGUAUUGGAUCCCUUUGGGAAGAAGUUAUCUGCCAAACGUCUGAAGAAUGUGUACCAACAAAUACCUGUGGUGAUCGAUUUCAAUGCAGUUUAGGUCGGUGCAUUAAAAGACGUUUACUAUGCAAUGGUGAGAGAGAUUGUGAAGAUAGUUCUGAUGAAGAAACCUGUGAGCUUGGUGGUCCAAAUGAGAUACAAACUUUCUGCAGUGAUUUGUUUCCAAUUCCCAGUAUACAAACAUUAAUGAACAGUUAUAACAUCUUAACAAAUGAGAUUGGAAGAGGAGUUUUAGAUAAAGGAUAUAAUGGAUACUGUGAGUACGUGUACAAUGGGGAGUGGAGGGAGCUGCGGUAUGACAGUGAGUGUGAACAUCUCUACUAUAACGACGAUGAGAAAUACUUCCGUAAACCGUACAACUUAUUUCUAUAUCGGGUUGAGGCACUUGCUGAUUCUGGGUUUACAGUGGAGGUCUACAAUGAUGUCAACAAGUUAUUGUCAGCUAUGAAAACCGAUCUGUCUCUUUCAGUCCUAUAUAGUAGAAAAGUUGAAGAUAUUAAAUUUACGAUUGAGGGUGGAGUCAACGUAGGUUUUGCUCGCAAUCUGACCAGAUUUGUUGGGAAAGAUGUUACUUUUGUUCGUGUUCGAACUAAAGUUCAAACUGCUCACUUCAAAAUGAGGAGAUCUAAUUUAAUUUUGGAUGAAGACAUGGCUGAAUCCCUGAUGAAACUUCCAGAUGAGUACAAUUAUGGAAUGUAUUCCAAAUUUAUUGCGGAUUAUGGUACUCAUUACUACGCUUCAGGAAAAAUGGGAGGUGUUUUUGAGUUCAUCACGGUCCUGAAUAACAAUGUAUUGCGAAAGUCAGAUGUUACUGCAUUCCAAGUUGGAUUCUGCAUUGCAGGAUCAUUGGGAGUACUCAUGAACUUGGCAACUUUUAAGUCUGAGACAUGUAUAAAGAUAUCCCCUACUAUAGCACCCUCAAGCAGUUCACGAAGUUUUAUAGAGGAUGUCAUUCCACAUAUACUAGGAGGAGAUGCUAAAUCUGUUGAUGGAAUGCAAAAUCAAAAAAUACCAGAUGCCACAAUGUAUCGGAGAUGGGGCAAAUCCUUGAAAUACUCCCCAGUAAUCAUUGACUUUGAGGUCCUGCCUAUUUACGAGUUGGUGUCGAGAAGUAGUCUUCAAUCAGUUGACAUUAAACAACAGCAUUUAAAGAGAGCAGUGGAGGAGUACAUGUCCGAGUUUGAUAGCUGCAGAUGCCCUGCAUGUCAACACAAUGGAGAAACAUUUCUCCAUAACAACGAGUGCACCUGCAUUUGUGAGCCUGGUUAUGAAGGGAGAGCAUGUCAGGAAACAAAACGGACGGGGCCCACGAAUGGAGGAUGGGACUGCUGGUCUCGAUGGUCUUCAUGUACAGGUGGAUCAAGAAAAAGGACCCGGAACUGCAACCAUCCACCCCCAAAAGAUGGUGGUGCCAUGUGUCUUGGGAAGAACACGCAGAACCAGCACUGUUAAAAACACGCUAUCCCCACUACUUUUUCUGUCAGCAUUAUUUACUUUGAAAUGUUGACUAUUUUAAUGGGGUAGUAGUAUGAAACCCACACUGUGUUUCUUUUGGCUCCCUUAAAUGCAACAUAUUUCAUACUGUACCCACUAAUAUGAAUCAUUUAAACUGACAGAAUCUCCAUUUAUUAAAUAUUUGUGAAAAUUACAUGCAGUCAAUAAGCCUCUCCACAUCAAUGAUAUUAGUCCUUUCGCAAUGUUUGUCCGCCCAUUCAUUCAUCAACAUUUUGACAUUACAACAUCAUCACACAAUAAAUGAUAAUAUGAUUGCUGACCAUUGAUCCGCUAAUAUCUGUUACAUCUUCACCAAAAAUGAUUCAUAAAUUGGAAAAAAAUGAAGUUUCAAAUGAAAAUCCGUGAUAGGUAUUCCAGUAAAAAAAUAAAGACUUGCAACAUA